CAGCUCGUUGUGAUGAAUUAGAAGCACUUCAUGAAACUGCGCAUAAAGAAUUACGAGCUUCUUUAUCAAAAUAUAAAGAAACUGUAAGAUAUGCUCAAGGAACUUUAUCUAAAAAUAAUUCAGCUAAAGGAUUAGAAAAUAAAUUAAAAUCGGUAGAAAGUACGACGGUGAAAUCACAAGAACAACUUGUUGAUAUAAAAAAUAGAUUAAGUCAAGUUGAAUCGGAUUAUCAAACAGCUGUAGAAUGUACUACAAAUGCGGAACAAGUAUUAAAUCAAAUGAGGGAAGAAUUAAUACAAAGUAAAUUAGAAAUGGAAAAAUUAAAUGAAAAAUUAAUUAAUGUUGGAAGUCAUAAUGAAACAUUAGAAAAUAGACUUAAAGAAUUACAAAAUUCGAUGAAUUCUCACUCUAAUAUUAGAAAUUCCAUAUUACAAGAAUAUGCGGAUCAACAAUUGGGAGAACAACAAAUGUAUUAUGAGCAAGAGAAAGAAUUUCUUCAUCAAAAAAUCCAGGAUUUAGAGACCAAAAUUAAUCUUGCACAAGAUGAAAAAAGUUUAAUGGAUCAAGGUUAUGAAGCUUUGAGGAGAAUUUACGAAUCUUUGAGAAAACAAAAUGAAAUAUUGAAAAAAUCGAAUGAAAUGUUAUUAAAACGAACUUUAGAAACAGGACCGAAAGAAGAUAAUUUAAAAAAUGAAUUAAUAAAAAAAGCGGUCGAAGUUAAACAGGAAGAAAAAGAAGAAAAAUUAGUGGAAGAAAAUUUGU
Molecule: messenger RNA, 762 nt
Organism: Rhizophagus irregularis DAOM 181602=DAOM 197198
Lineage: Eukaryota; Fungi; Glomeromycota; Glomeromycetes; Glomerales; Glomeraceae
Source: RefSeq, a predicted model, not a curated record